GAGAAUAAGAAAUUAUUUCCCAUUUCUCUUCUAUCAAAAUCAAGAUGGUAUCAGAGCAAAUUAGCUCCGAUUCUUUCCAUUUUUUCCGAUCCGUUUCUGUCCUUCUCCGGUCUUCCGCUUCAUUUUCCGUUUAAUCUGUUCACCGGAUUCUCUUUCCGAUCAUCUUCUCCGGUGAAUUCCUUCAUCUUUUCCAUCAUUUUCUUCAUUUCCUCUUUGUUUCGUUCGUUCUUUUAUCAUCUUCAUCGAUUUCUUCUUAUCAAUCUCGUUUCAUCGAUUGAUUAAUCAUGUCAAGUACAAGCGACGCAACAAGUGUUACUACUCUCGAUUCAUCAAAUCAUCUAUAUCUUCAUCCGUCGGAUCAUCCUGGAAUGAAUUUAGUUUCAAAAUCUUUUGAUGGAACACGAUUUGGUGCAUGGAAACGUGCGAUGACAAUUGCUCUGUCAGCAAAGAACAAGUUAUCUUUUGUCAAUGGAGUUUCAACCAGACCUAAUGAUCCUUUUCUUGUUCCUCAGUGGCAGAGAUGUAAUGACAUGGUAAUCUCCUGGAUUCUCAAUACUCUGUCUAGAGGCAUAUCUGAUAGUGUUCUUUACACUGAAACUGCAUACAAAUUGUGGAAUGAAUUGAAUGAUAGAUAUGGACAAGUGAAUGGUGCUAAAUUGUACCAGUUACAAAAGAGUAUUUGUGAAAUUUCACAAGGUAGUAAUGAUACAGCUACUUACUUUACCAAAAUCAAAGCUAUUUGGGAUGAAUUAAGUGCUUUGAAUUCUCUUCCUAAUUGGUCAUGUGGAGUUUCUCAUGUUUUUGCCAAAAGAGAUGAGGAUCAACGAUUAGUGCAGUUUCUUACGGGAUUGAAUGCAAGUUAUGAUAGCAUUCAAAGCAACAUUCUCAUGAUGAAACCUCUUCCUUCAAUAAGUGCAGCUUAUGCAAUUCUUAUUCAGGAUGAGAAACAAAGAGAAAUACAUUCUACUAAUAUUUUUGCUCCUGAAUCUUCAUCAAUGAAUGUUACUGCUCAAACUUCUCAAUUUAGAACUGAAAACAAGAAAGUUGUUGUUUGUUCUCACUACAAAAAGUAUGGUCAUACUUCUAAUAAAUGUUACAGACUUGUUGGUUUUCCAAAAGACUUCAAAUUCACAAAGAACAAAAGAUUCUCUGCAAAUAGUGCUUCUCAUGUGACUGAACUAAAGGAACAAGAAUCCAAUGGUUUGACUUCUGAUCAAAUAGGUGAAUUGCUGCAAUUGUUACAAAAAUCGUACAUUGAAAAGGCUGGACAAGAAGAUGCCUUCAAUACUUCUAAAAUCAGUCAUGCCAACUUUGUAGGCCCCCUCAGUGAAGAAGCCACUGGAUCUUGGUGAACUUCUUCAUGGCUUGUAUCUUCUACAUCCUACAUUACCUUGUUUUCCUUUGAAUAAUUCCAUUUCUUUCACACAUUCUUCUUGUAAUUCUGUUGUUAAUAGUACUACAUGGCAUCAAAGACUUGGCCAUUUACCAUUUUAUAAACUCAAACAAUUGCAUUUUCUUUCUGAUA
This is a messenger RNA of Helianthus annuus (common sunflower), 1525 nucleotides long. RefSeq lists its product as uncharacterized. The coding region runs from base 285 to 1352 and encodes 355 amino acids. NCBI's taxonomy places the organism in Eukaryota, Viridiplantae, Streptophyta, Magnoliopsida, Asterales, Asteraceae. The transcript has 2 exons. The record is from RefSeq and is a predicted model, not a curated record.